AUGCAUGGCUUGCAAGUUUCUUCUCAUCAUCAUCAUGCGACAACACUAGGCACUCAUCCUUUCGAAGAAAACAUCUCAUCUAAACAAGAAGAAGAAGAAGAAACAUUCAUAUAUUCACAUUUACCUUCGGAAAUUAUUCGACACAUCUUGUCCUUUGUUUCUCUCGUUUUUCCAAAUGAUUUUCUCUCGAAAGAAAUGAUGCAAUGGUUGGAUCGAACCAUGUCGACAUGCUGCUCAUCUUGUCCAAGGAAUACCGAGGAUGAAACAUUUCAUCAUGAUGAAUUAUUCACACAAACACUCGAGAUUGAAAUGAAAUCUCUCCUCCGAAUCAACAAUUAUUUCGGAAGAUUUAAAUCAUGUCAUCUUCCACAUGUGGAGAAGGAUGACGAUUCGGAAUGGAACAAUUCUGCCUUUCUUGUUUUUCCUUCUCUAAUUUUCAACGCCAAUUUGACAUUUUGGAAGCAUCCAAUCUUGUUGAGUAGUUCAACCACCUCCAUUCUCUCGUCGUCUUCGGACAUGAAUUAUUCCAUGAUUUUCUUUCCACGAGUCUUGUCAUGUUUUCACACAUUAAUUUUUCACACAGCCAUUCCGUUUGAAGAUGUGUUGAUACAAUUUGAUGAAGAUUCAGAUAUGGCAUUUCAAAUGUGGCAUGACAUGAUGUGGAAAGCAAGUUGUGAACAUUAUGAUUUGAAUUCAUUAUUCCUCCAUAAAGAAAUUGAAUCAACAAGAAGAUAUUCUCCCAAAUUAAGACUGAAAUUACACUUUACCAACAAGUAUUUACAACGUUCCGUGAUGGAUCAUGUUUUAGAAAAAUUACUCGAUUCGAGUAGGAAUCAAUUCUUACUUUCAAAUGGAUGUUUAUUGAAAUCUUUAAAGUUACCGACAUGUAGUCGAUUUCGAGAAGGAAUGAUUGAAGAAUAUAGAAAUUAUUUUCUUGACACGGUCGAUGAAGAAGAUUCUCGAGAUGCAUUAAUGAGUGGAAGGAGAAUUUUCUUUAUUGAUUUGUUGAAUACUUUUGUGGGAUUGGAGACUUUAAAAAUUGACAAAAUUGUUGACGAUGCAGAUAUAGAGAGUGGUCUACAUUCUGAAACGUCUCGAUCUACACAAGUUCUUUCACAUGAAUCGAUUCGAAUGACUCAAUAUUUUAAAAUGUAUCCUUUCAAAUCGAAUCGAGAAAUUUCUGAAAUUCGACUCGUACUCACCGAAGAUGAACAAGAAAUGAAACGACAAGAACAAGAACUCAAACAAGAACGUCGUGAAAUGGUUUUACAGAAAUUGCAACUCGAUCGAAAGAAGUCUUACCAAUUGCAUACCUGUCUCUGUGAUGGUUUGAAGGAUCAUGAAAUUUCACAACUCUUGCAAAAUUAUUCGUGUCAAUCCUCAUUGAAAACACUUCUCAUGACUCAUACCUUACUGGAUGGCCAUCUGGCAGAACUAUUUUCACACUCCUCUAUUGAGACUUUAUAUUUAAAUGAUUGUCUUUUUGAGGGAAGCAAAUUCUUGGAGGAAAUUCUCUUGCAUUCUCAUGUGAAAGUUCUCUCAUUACAGAAUGUGACAUUUCGAAAAACAACAACCUCGAGUCAAGGUCAAGUUAUUUCGAAAGUAUCCUCACCAAAAACUCAAACCAUAUUUAGCGAGCAAGAAGGUGAACUUUUUAAAAAGAACAAGACACUGGUGAGAUUGGAAAUUCACUCAUGUCCCUCUCUAUUCGAUUCUCGUUUUAUGGAACAAUUAAGUGAAAAUUCAAAUAUUCGAUUUUUAACGAUUCGAAAUUGUAAACUAUCCGAUGACAAAUUGAGGCCCAUUCUCAGAAAUAACAAGAACAUUGAAGAAUUGGAUAUUUGUAAUAAUAAGGGCGGAUCUCUUACGUUAGCACGUCUCAUUGCCUUCCAUUGUUAUCGAGAUGCACAACGUAUGAAAAUUAUUUCCGAUUAUUUAUUGUAA
Naegleria lovaniensis is the source of this 1944-nucleotide messenger RNA. RefSeq lists its product as uncharacterized. The transcript has a single exon. NCBI's taxonomy places the organism in Eukaryota, Heterolobosea, Eutetramitea, Acrasida, Naegleriidae. Bases 1 to 1944 code for a protein of 647 amino acids. The record is from RefSeq and is a predicted model, not a curated record.